This is a messenger RNA of Darwinula stevensoni, 558 nucleotides long. The record is from the annotation of a GenBank genome assembly. Lineage: Eukaryota; Metazoa; Arthropoda; Ostracoda; Podocopida; Darwinulidae.
AUGAACGAAGAAAAUCCGUGGGUGACGCUCACCUGCCACGAGGUGUAUGACAACAAUUGGAUCAAUGUAACGCAUCGCGAUGUGCUCAAUCCCGCCGGCGGAAAGGGCAUAUAUGGCAUGGUCCAUUUCAAAAACGCCGCGAUUGGCAUCAUCCCUUUGGAUGACGACAAUAACACGUGGAUUGUAGGGCAAUACCGCUAUACUUUGGAAGAAUAUAGCUGGGAAAUCGUAGAAGGCGGUGGGACAUUGGGCGUUUCGCUGCUCGACUCUGCCAUGCGCGAACUCUUGGAAGAGACCGGGAUUGUAGCCUCAGAUUGGCAACAAAUCGCCGAAUUGCAUACUUCCAAUAGCGUAACCGACGAAUUUGGGGUGGUGUAUAUUGCGCGCGGACUCACUUUCACAGAUGCCGACCCCGAAGAAACGGAACUCCUUCAGGUGCGCAAACUGCCUUUUUGGGAGCUUCAUAAAAUGGCGAUGCGCGGCGAAAUCACCGACGCAAUGUCGUUGGUUGGCAUAUUAAAAGUAGCAGAAAUGCUGCGCAACGGCACAGCAAUAUGA